ACAGACAUCUUCAAAUUAAUAAACAAAAUCUUUGUCACCGCGCCGGAGCGGAACAAUAGAUAUGAAACAAACGCACGCUUCACUGAGAUCGGUUUCCAAGCACGAGUUAAUGAAUCCGCCUCCCCGAUAUAUCCUCUUUCUGAAAACAAGCCAACGGUCUGGCUCUCGCUCGCUAGUCUGAUUGCGCUGUAGAUUCGCAAUUCCGAGCAGCUUUUAAAACAAAUAAUUCAGAUCGCAGCCAGACUUUGCCAGAGGCAAAACACACGACAGCACAGCAGGCAAGGUUCGGUCCGACCAGCACAGGAGAGAGGAGGAUUGAGAGAAAGCGAUAGGCGCGUUCACACAGUGAUAACAGUUGGACUGGAUAUGCAAAUGAGCUGCCAGGAACGAGGGCAUGGAGCACCCACGAGCCUUCUCAAGUAUUUGAUCGAUAGGGGAUAUUAGGGUCAGCUAGCCAGAUCGGACGCAGUUAUAAACAACUCGAUGACGGCGCGGCUCACUCCGAGCAAGUUGAGAAACUGUGUGCAUCACAGACUGUCAAAACCAAAGGCGUGUUUAACAUAUUCAGCUGUCAAAUAGGCUACAAGUCUACUUUCGCAACAACAUGUCAUUGUUUUGUCAGAAGGACAGGGGGAUUUGAAUGACUCGGACGGGGAGGACAAAAAUUGGUAGCCCUAAGGUUUUCGACAUGCCAGAGAAUGUUUCGUUCUCCAGGAACCGCACCGAACUGGACGCGCGGCCGGGGGCGCGUCCGGCAUGGGCUAUCACGGUGCUGGCCAGCGUGCUGAUCUUCACCACGGUGGUGGAUGUCUUGGGCAACUUGCUGGUUAUCAUUUCAGUGCUUAGGAACCGGAAACUUAGGAAUGCGGGGAACGUGUUUGUGGUGAGCCUGGCCUUUGCUGACCUGGUGGUGGCCUUCUACCCCUACCCCCUGGUGCUCUACGCCAUCUUCCAUGACGGCUGGUCGCUGGGAGAGACACAGUGCAAAGUCAGUGGUUUCCUGAUGGGCCUGAGUGUCAUCGGCUCCAUCUUCAACAUCACCGGCAUCGCCAUUAACCGCUACUGCUACAUUUGCCACAGCUUUGCCUAUGACAAGCUCUACAGCUACCGCAACACCCUCUUACUGGUGGGGCUCAUCUGGCUCCUCACCAUCCUGGCCAUCAUACCCAACUUCUUCGUAGGGUCGCUCCAGUACGACCCCAGGGUGUAUUCGUGUACCUUUGCUCAGGCCGUCAGUACAUCGUACACCAUCACUGUGGUGGUGAUUCAUUUCUUCGUGCCCAUCGCCGUGGUUACCUUCUGCUACCUGAGGAUCUGGAUCCUGGUCAUCCAGGUGAGGAGGAAGGUGAAGUCAGAGGCGAAGCCCCGCCUCAAACCCAGCGACAUGCGCAACUUCAUCACCAUGUUCGUGGUGUUCGUGCUCUUCGCCAUCUGCUGGGCGCCGCUCAACUUCAUCGGCCUGGCCGUGGCCAUCGACCCGGAGACGGUGGCGCCACGGAUCCCCGAGUGGCUUUUCGUGGUCAGCUACUUCAUGGCGUAUUUCAACAGUUGCCUUAACGCCAUCAUCUACGGCCUGCUCAACCAGAACUUCCGUAAGGAAUACAAACGGAUUAUCAUGUCCGUGUGGAUGCCUGGUCUGUUCUUCCAGGAGGCGUCACAGGGGGGCACAGAAGGUAUGAGGAGCAAGCCCUCGCCCAGACUGGGACUCAACAACAACGAUCACGUCAAGGGAGAGGCUUUAUGACGCUGAAGCCAAGGUCCUCUCAUCCUCUCCUCUCCUCUCCUCUCCUCUCCUCUCCUCUC
Messenger RNA from Coregonus clupeaformis (lake whitefish), 1803 nucleotides. Its product is annotated as melatonin receptor type 1B-B-like. Gene Ontology annotation, molecular function: melatonin receptor activity. Gene Ontology annotation, biological process: G protein-coupled receptor signaling pathway. NCBI's taxonomy places the organism in Eukaryota, Metazoa, Chordata, Actinopteri, Salmoniformes, Salmonidae. The record is from RefSeq and is a predicted model, not a curated record. Gene Ontology annotation, cellular component: membrane. The transcript has 3 exons. The coding region runs from base 641 to 1744 and encodes 367 amino acids.